CGAUUAUGACCUCCAAUGUGUUCAUCGCUAUUCCGUUUCCUCGCUUCCCUUUGAUGGGAAUAACGUCAUCGAAAUCUUCAGAGCUCAGACUUUGACUCCCAUUCUUACACUGAACUCCGAUCUGAUUCGGAAAGCUAUUCAGCGCCGCCGGCCGAUAUGCUCCCGCCGGAGCUCCAGCCACGGGCCUUCCGCCCCUACAUAUCGUCCUCGGUAAGCGCCCCCUCUUUCCCCUCUUCGUCGUCCUCCUAUAAUGGCGACCAAAACCCCAACCCUAGCCCUGCCGCCUCCAUGUAUUACGGCGGAAGCGCCGGCGGCGGUCGACGCACCAGUUCAUCUAUGAAGAAUUCCAGGUUUUCUCCUUCCAGUUUCGUCCACAACGCCAGAAUUGCUAUCGCGCUGGUGCCCUCGGCUGCUUUUCUCAUUGACCUAGGCGGCGGGCCCGUUGUCGCCACUCUUGUCGUCGGUUUAAUGGUUGCUUACAUCUUCGAUUCUAUGAAUUUCAAAUCCGGCUCCUUCUUUGCCAUAUGGUUUUCUCUACUUGCGGCGCAGAUUACGUUUUUCUUCAGUUCUUCUCUCUUUAACACCUUCAAUUUCGUGUCUCUAGCUCUCACUGCUGCCCUAACUUGUGGACUGACGAAUUUCUUAAUUGGAGUUUGGAUUUCGCUUCAGUUUAAGUGGAUACAAAUCGAGUAUCCCACCAUUGUGCUUGCUCUUGAGCGUGUUCUGUUUGCCUCUGUUCCGAUCAUAGCCUCCACGCUUUUCACCUGGGCAACUGUUUCCGCCGUUGGUAUGAUAAAUGCUGCUUACUAUCUGAUGAUUUUUAACUGCAUUUUCUACUGGCUCUACUCGGUUCCUCGUGUGUCCUCGUUCAAAUUGAAGCAGGAAUUGAGUUACCAUGGUGGUGAGGUUCCUGAUGAUAAUUUCAUUCUUGGUCAGCUCGAGAGUUGUGUGCACACUUUGAAUCUUUUGUUCUCUCCUUUAUUGUUCCACAUUGCAUCACACUAUCUAGUGGCAUUUUCAUCUAGUGCUGCUGUUUGUGAUAUGUUCCUGCUUUUCUUCAUUCCAUUUCUAUUUCAACUUUACGCAUCUACAAGAGGGGCACUGUGGUGGGUUACUAAGAAGGAGCAUGAGCUGAAGAACAUUCGUCUUGUGAAUGGUGCUGUGGCGCUGGUAGUUAUUGUAAUAUGCUUAGAGGUCAGGGUUGUUUUUCAUGCAUUCGGACGGUACAUUCAUGUUCCACCACCUCUGAAUUAUCUGUUAGUCACUGUUACAAUGCUUGGAGGUGCAGUUGCUGCUGGUACUUAUGCUAUUGGUUUGGUAUCUGAUGCAUUCAGCUCACUGGCCUUUACUUCUUUGUCGAUCGUUGUCAGUUCUACUGGAGCAAUUGUCGUUGGAUUCCCUAUCCUGUUCCUCCCACUCCCAGCAGUUGCCGGAUAUUAUUUUGCUCGAUUUUUCACAAAGAAGAGUUUGCCUUCAUACUUUGCUUUUUUUGUUCUCGGUAGCUUAAUGGUGGCAUGGUUUGUCAUGCAUAACUAUUGGGGCUUGAAUAUUUGGAUAGCGGGCAUGCCAUUGAAGUCUUUCUGUAAGCUUAUAGUUGGCAGUAUAAUUCUGGCAAUGGCAAUUCCUGGUGUAGCUGUUCUUCCACCAAAAUUCCGUUUCUUGACUGAAGUUGGAUUAAUCAGUCAUGCAUUGUUACUGUGCCAUAUUGAAAAUAGUUUUUUUAACUAUUCAAAUGUGUAUUAUUAUGGGAUGGAUGACGAAGUAAUGUAUCCAAGUUAUAUGGUUGUGAUGACUACUUUUGCUGGUUUGGCCAUUGUGAGAAGACUAUCUGCAGAUCACAGAGUUGGAUCAAAGGCAGUUUGGGUUCUGAUAUGCCUUUAUUCAGCAAAACUGUCUUUACUUUUUGUGGCAUCAAAGACUGUGUUGUGGGUGGCUGCUGUUCUUUUGCUAGCAGUAUCUCCUCCGCUGCUGCUUUACAGGGAUAAAUCUAAAUCAGCAUCAAAGAUGAAACCUUGGCAGGGUUAUGCCCAUGCAUGCGUUGUUGCUUUAUCUGUUUGGUAUUGCCGUGAAACCAUCUUUGAAGCCCUUCAAUGGUGGAAUGGAAGGUCUCCCUCAGAUGGUUUGGUUUUCGGCUCAUGCAUCCUCUUGAUCGGAUUGGCUUGUAUACCAAUUGUUGCACUUCACUUUCCACAUGUCAUGGCUGCUAAGAGAUACUUGGUAUUGCUUUUAGCAACUGGUCUGCUCUUUGUCCUGAUGCAGCCACCAGUGCCGCUGGCAUGGACUUAUAACUCCGAUUUUAUCAGAUCUGCUCGUCAGUCUACUGAUGAUAUCUCGAUAUAUGGCUUCAUGGCUUCGAAGCCUACGUGGCCAUCAUGGUUGCUUAUCAUAGCCAUCCUGCUCACUCUUGCAGCUGUCACCUCCAUUAUUCCCAUCAAGUACAUAGUUGAGUUGAGGACAUCUUACGCCAUUGCUCUGGGAGUUGCACUUGGAAUUUACAUAUCUGCAGAGUAUUUUCUUCAGGCGGCAAUUCUACAUGCUCUUAUUAUCGUUACCAUGGUCUGCACUUCCGUGUUUGUCGUAUUCACGCAUUUACCUUCAGCCUCCAGCACAAAGCUAUUGCCUUGGGUGUUUGCUCUGAUUGUGGCACUCUUCCCCGUCACAUAUUUACUCGAAGGGCAGGUGAGAAUCAACAAAAAUGUUCUCGGCGAGAUCGAAGAUAUGGCUGAAGAAGACAGCAAGAUUGCGACAUUACUUGCAGUUGAAGGUGCAAGGACAUCUCUUCUCGGUUUGUAUGCAGCCAUCUUCAUGCUAAUAGCCCUCGAGAUUAAGUUCGAGCUGGCUUCACUCAUGCGGGAAAAACACACUGACAGAGGCGGGCUUCGACAUAGCCAGUCCGGAGAAGGCAGUCUGGCUACCGUUCCUCCAAGAUUAAGAUUCAUGAAGCAACGCAGGGCCUCUACAAUGCCGACAUUUACCAUCAAAAGAAUGGCUGCAGAGGGCGCCUGGAUGCCAGCAGUCGGCAACGUUGCCACUGUCAUGUGCUUCGCCAUAUGCCUGAUCUUGAAUUUGCAUCUCACUGGGGGAUCAAACCGGUCGAUCUUUUUCUUGGCACCCAUUCUUUUGCUGCUUAAUCAGGACUCGGAUUUCUUCGCCGGAUUUGGCGAUAAGCAGAGGUACUUCCCGGUCACUAUGGCGAUCUCCGUGUACCUCGCCUUGGCUUCGCUAUACAGCAUCUGGGAAGAAGUGUGGCAUGGAAAUACGGGGUGGGGGGUUGAUAUUGGGGGGCCUGAUUGGAUAUUCGCUGUCAAGAACCUCGCCCUCCUCGUUAUGACAAUCCCGAGCCACAUUUUAUUCAAUCAAUUCGUUUGGAGCUUCACGAAACAGGCGGACUCUAAGCCACUGCUUACUAUACCCCUGAAUCUGCCCCCGGUUAUCGUCACAGAUCUUAUCCAGGUUAAGGUUUUGGGGCUGCUUGGAGUUAUAUAUUCCUUGGCGCAGUAUCUAAUUUCCAGACAACAAUAUCUGUCAGGGUUGAAGUAUAUUUAGAGACGAGGAACAUUAUGCCAAGAAUACCGAAUAUUAACUGAUAAAUAAGAUCUUAAUAGGGAAGGGGAAAUUACUAUCAGCAAAUUUGGAUGAAUCGGAAGCUUCACUUCGUUGGCUGCUUAAAAUUGCCGCCGCCAAUAAUCCAACCGAGGAUAACACUAUCCGUCUCCGGUCAAUCAGCGGC
Molecule: messenger RNA, 3730 nt
Organism: Andrographis paniculata
Lineage: Eukaryota; Viridiplantae; Streptophyta; Magnoliopsida; Lamiales; Acanthaceae
Exons: 5
Coding region: 157-3546 (1129 amino acids)
Source: RefSeq, a predicted model, not a curated record